GCACUAGGCUGAAAAACGCGUUGACGUCAGCUAUGUGUGUGUAAACAGCCGUUGAGACAUUUAAAUAGUCAGCUGUCAGACAGACACGAAACGAGCUCGCUGCCAGGUAAGAAACUCUUAUUUAAACACCACCUUCAUCAUCUGUUAGUGUUCUGGUUGGCAUUUACUUGGAGCGUAAUAUUGCAGCAAAAGAAAUAAUAAUGUUUAACUUGAGAACUGCAGAUAGCUGCAGCGUUUUUCGCCGCUGUUAGCUACAAUUGUUAGCUGGGUGGGGAUCAGACCCAUGUUUCUGAACGUAGGAAAAUGGAGCUUCAAUGAAAUUUCACUUAAAUAUAGAGUUAAACGUGCUCAACAACCAACAAAAUGGCUAAUGAUGUAAAUUUAAGCCGAAAGCUGUUAUUUUGGGGUAUAUGCUUGGACUGGAAAUGUUUUUGUUUUGCAGGCAGAGACAGUCAGAGUCACUAAACUCUCUCUUACUGUUUCAGCACAUUAAAUAAUAUAAGGAUAAAAUGUUCACCUGCUGCCUGGUCCUACGUACUGACAGACGACAAUGUUGUAAAGAGUGAAUCAGUGAUUUUUACUUCACCUGUCAGAGAUCGUUAUGUCAAAAUGUGGAAAUGUACUGCCACAAAAACUAUCAUUUAAGAAAUGUCGAGGUUGAAUUCAUAUGAAUUAUGUAGUGAAAACAUGUUAAACUGUGUUGGACUUACGGGUGAUGAACAUGUGUUGCAUGUGACAGAUUAACCAUUGUUCAAAAAUGUGGAUAUACCACCUAAAGAGUGACAUGGUUUUAAACAGCUAUCAUGUUUGCAGAACAGAGCAAAAGGCCAGAAUUCAAAACUGUAAAUGAUCUUUUACAAACUUAGAAACAGAGAGUUGUUUUGUAGAAAGGCAGAUGGAAAUGAUUAACUAAAUGCUGAUAAACCUGACUGAGAAAAUCUGCAGAAGUUAAUAUGUUGACAAGCCCCCACACUUUCCAUUUUUAAAAUCGUCUUAAAACCCAUUUUUAUUCAUUAGCUUUCAACCCUGCAUGAGACUCGGCUCCUGUUUUAGUGUUUUAUGGUUUGUUUUUAGUUAUUUGUUUCUAUGUUUUUAAAUUAGUUUUUUUUUUUAAUUGAAACUAUAUUUAAAUCUUUAAUAUCUGCUUUUAUUUUAUCCAUUGUUUUUGAUUGUUUUUAUGUCUGCCUUGUUUUGUCUAUUUAUGUACAGCACUUUGUUCAGCUGUGGUUGUUUUAAAGUGCUUUACAAAUAAAGUUGAGUUGAUGUUAUAAGAUUUAUGUAUGUCCCUCUGUCUGUGACAUGGUGUUUUCAGAUGGUUGUAUGGUAUGUUUUUGUAACUGAACUAAUCUGAAGGUGAUCAGUCUGUGUGACAUGAUCGGGUCUGAUGUAAUAAUUUCUUAGUCUUUGUUGUAUUUUUUUUUUUUUUUUUUUUUUUUGUGAUGUUCUCUUUCAGCCUUUUCCUGGCUGCCAGACUCGGAACUAUUAUGCAGCAUGACCCCACGGGAACCUCACCCGUGUUCCUCAUCUGUGGAAAGAGACCAGCCAUGAAACCUGCUGUUGCCAUGCCUACUCAAAACUUUGUCGAAACGCUGCCAACAGAGAUGAGCGUGAAGAUCUUUGGCGAGCUGGAUGCAGGGAGUUUGUGCAGCGCCUCGCAGACCUGCAAACUGUGGCAUCACAUCAUUGAAGAGAGCGAGCAGCUGUGGAGGAGUCAGUGUCUGCAGGUCGGAACCAUUUGUCAGAGGGAGGUGGACAGAGACAGGAGAGAUGGACUGUCCUGGAAGGUGAGUUGAUAAAAUGACCUUAAAUCUAAUUUAUAAUAUUGUGAAACAAAAUUAACAUCUUGUGCCAGAGAUUCUUAUCUUGUGCAGAUAAAAAUAAAAAAAUAAAAAAAAAAACAACUGCAAUUAUCUUGAAGAAAAUUUUUGUAAUUUUGUGCACUCAAAAAAAAAAAAAAAAAAAGAUUCACACCAUGAAAUUUCACCCUGACUGAGAGCACAAAUUUGAAUCUUUGUGUCCGCUCUCCUGCAGGUGAUUCUGGUGAGGAACUACACUCUCAGCUGUGUGAAGAGAGACUGGCUGAGAGGACAAUACAGCCAUGUACGCUCAGCUGACGAGCUCAUGGGGAGGACGAUGACGCCGCUGGAUGCCGAGACCUGGGGGGAGAUCCUGCAGGCCGAGCUGGACAGAUGAUGAUGAUCAGGACCUUCUUUAAGGAUUUUUAUAUGCACCUCCAGCACGCUGACUGUCUGAUUUUUUUUUUAUUUUAUUUUAAACGUUUCAUGCUGUAUUUAAUGAGUAAUUACACAACAACUGUAAAUAUAUAUUUUUUACUUUUUUUUAAAAAAAGGAUCAUGGAGUGUUUUAUUGGCUGAAAUUAUCUUUGAAAAUAAGCUUUGUCAUUGUUUUGAUGUAAACACGGCUCAGAUGCAAUAAAUCACAUGGAUGUGAAGUUUGCGAUUGUGUUCAGACAAAGAACUCAUUGUUUCACAGACUGCAGUUUCUUUACUCAGAUGACCUGCAGAAAAAAAAAACACAUUCAUCUGUGACAAAAUACCUUCUAAAAAUAUAAUGUAUUGUGUUUCAAUCCUU
Molecule: messenger RNA, 2592 nt
Organism: Xyrichtys novacula (pearly razorfish)
Lineage: Eukaryota; Metazoa; Chordata; Actinopteri; Labriformes; Labridae
Source: the annotation of a GenBank genome assembly